AUGCAGCCCUCCUCAGCCCCCGCCCGCAGAGGGUGCAUCCCCUGGAACAGGCUCCUGCUGGCAGUCUCACUCUUAACCUUCUGGAACCUGCCCACCACGGCCCAAAGCACUAUUGAAUCGGUGCCCUGUAUUGUUGCAGAAGGAAUGGAUGCUCUACUUGUCCACAACGUGACAUGGGAUCUUCUAGGCUGUACCUGGUACAGAGGAGAAAGGGCAGAGCACAACCAACUAAUUGCAUCAUAUAGAGUAGACACUCAAGUAAAUACACCAGGACCUGCACACGGCGGUCGAGAGACAAUAUACCCCAAUGGAUCCCUGCUGUUCCAGCACAUCACCCAGAGAGACACAGGAUACUACACCCUGCUCCUUUCAAAGAGUAGUUUACAGCCUGAAAGUGUAACUGGACAACUCCGCGUAUACCAUGAUUCUUUUCUGACACCUGUAACCACAGUGUUACCCACACCUGUCAUCACCAGCAACAACUCCAACCCCAAGGAGCAUGAGGGCAAGGUAGUGUUAACCUGUGGACCUGAGACGCAGAACACCUCCUACAUGUGGUGGAUCAACAACCAGAGCCUCCCCAACAGCACCGGGCUGGAACUGUCCAAGGACAACAGGACUCUCCUUUUACUUAAGGUGACAAGGAAUAACACAGGACCCUAUGUGUGUGAAACCCAGAACCCAGUGAGUGUUGGCCACCGUGACCCAUUCACCCUGAAUGUUUUCUAUGGUCCGGACACCCCCACCAUUUCCCCCUCAGACUCCUAUUACCAUCCAGAGUCAAACCUCAGCCCCUCCUGCCACACAGCCUCUAACCCAGCCACGCAGUGUUCUCGGCUUGUCAACGAGAGCCCCCAGCAAUCCAUACAGGACUUUAUCCCCAAGAUCCCUGCAAAAAAUUAUAGUGGAUCCCAUAACUGCUUUGUCCAUAACUUUGUCACUGGCCUCAAUAAAACCACAGUCAAGACUAUCACAGUCUCUGAGCUUAACCCAGUGGCACAGCCCUCCAUCCAAGCCAGCAGCCCCACAGGCACAGAACAUGAGGAUACUGUGGUCCUGACCUGCAUCACAAAUGACACUGGGAUCUCCAUCUCCUGGUUCUUCAAUGGCCAGAGUCCACUGCUCACAGAGAGGAUGAAGCUGUCUCCGGACAACAGCACCCUCACCACAGACCCCGUCAGGAGGGAGGAUGCCGAGGAUUAUUGAUGUGAGGUCUCCAACCCAGGCAGUUCCAGCAGAAGUGACCCUGUCACCCUGGUGGUGCUCUGGCAAGAAAACAGCCCAGCCCUCACUGUGGUGGCCAGCAUCAGCAUCACGGUUGGGGGCCUGGUUGGGGUGAUAUUGGCAAUCGCUCGGGGGUGUUUCCUAUUCCUCAGAAGAACAGGAAGGACCCGUGGCCAGCAUAACCUCAGAGAGCACCAGCCCCCAGCAACCACCCUGGCACAUGGUCCUUCAGGCAGCUCUCUCUCCCCGGGCUCCCUACCCAGCCCCAGGCCAGCUGUUCCCAUCUAUGAGGAAUUACUACACCCCAACACAGACAUUUACUGUGUCAUCAACCACAAAGCAGAUGUGGUUUCUUAG
Messenger RNA from Hippopotamus amphibius kiboko, 1581 nucleotides. Its product is annotated as carcinoembryonic antigen-related cell adhesion molecule 6-like. Gene Ontology annotation, biological process: signal transduction; regulation of immune system process. Lineage: Eukaryota; Metazoa; Chordata; Mammalia; Artiodactyla; Hippopotamidae. Gene Ontology annotation, cellular component: cell surface; plasma membrane. Gene Ontology annotation, molecular function: protein tyrosine kinase binding. The record is from RefSeq and is a predicted model, not a curated record.